Talaromyces stipitatus ATCC 10500 is the source of this 1284-nucleotide messenger RNA. RefSeq lists its product as uncharacterized. Lineage: Eukaryota; Fungi; Ascomycota; Eurotiomycetes; Eurotiales; Trichocomaceae. The record is from RefSeq and is a predicted model, not a curated record. The coding region runs from base 211 to 1284 and encodes 357 amino acids. The transcript has 2 exons.
GAUAUCGAUGACUUUUAUGCAUUUCAAAAAUAAACAACAAAAACCGUCCUACACAAUCCCCCAUUACCCAACAAUGGGUCAUAUUAAUGCCAUUCCUUAAUUAUUAUAAGUACGUCAAUUCACUUCAGGGCAACAAACAAGCGAAUGUCUCUGGAUACACGGAUUAAAGAACCUCAAAAAGCUGGUGGGACGGGAAUAUCCUGAAGCAGCAUGGCCACCAAACUGGGCUUUGUAAAGAACAUCGCAUGGGAAACCGAGUCCCCAUUUCUGGAUGUGGAUUAUGAGGCAUGGAAUACUUAUGGUGUAUCAACGUUGAAACACCUAGCCACAAAGAGAGCAUUAAGCGAUCAACGAAAUUUGGACCAAGGCCAUUUUCGUCAUAUCCCCUGGCCUAUUGCGGAGGAACUCUGGCAAUAUCUCACUCGAAGUGGCAAACGGACUUUAUACAUGUGGAAAAUAUUCUGUACCGCUUAUCCUGUUGAAUUUCGAACUUUGUCGCAACAUUGUGACUUUCAGGUGAGGAAUCCUCAAUAUCCUCUGAGCGGCUAUGUAAACCUGGUCAAGAGCUCGAGUCAGAAUUGGGCUACUAUACUGAAUAUUUGGACCGAGUUUGCUCGAGUGCCUGAGCUGGUCGAACUCGCCGAUUUGACUAAUCUUGUCUCGUUGGAAGUGAAUACUUCUACGUGUCCAGAAAUACCAGAGGGACACGAUCAAGAAGUAGCGUCUCUCAAUGACCGUAUCUUGCGGACAUGGAGUGAUCUUGCUGAAGCAGCAGGCGCUUUCAAGCACCUUCGCGUUUUGAGACUGUACCAGCAGCGGGCCCUUACAGAACAGGCUUUUGUUUACCUGUCCAAGCUUCCCUCGUUGGAGUACUGUGUGCUGGCGAUGUGUGAUAGAAUGACACCGAAAUCCGCACUCAAGUUAGCGAAAUCGCAGGGUUGGAUCGUCAUGGAGGAUGCCUCUGAACAGACAAUAUUCCAGUUCUCUCUCACUUCAAACAAUCUCGAUGGGAGGACUAAAUGGCAUAGCCGCCAGAAAGGGAUGGUGUCUUCUUCACUACCAAGUGAUAUACCCAUGCUCGAGUUCACUAUUGGGCAGAGGUAUGAGAAACUGAGAGAUCGUGACGUUAUCAUCAUGCAGCGCAAGCAUGUCUCUAAGGGAAACAAGCGUAGUUUGGUCGAUACAGUGCCAUCGGAGAACGACCGCGCUCAAAAGCAGACGAGAAAGACAGUCAUGAAACAGCGUGGUAAAGAUCUGUCGGGCAUGCUGGCUGAAUUUAUCUAA